ACCAUAGCAGCUGGUGAACUACCUAUACACCCGCAGAUCACACCUGGCUUUUCAGUCGCUGGCGUCAUCCUGAUAGCGUCCGGUGUUGCCUACGCGAUGGUUGGUAUCAAGACACGUUGGCUGCACUGUUUCUUCUCAGUGGGCUACCUCGCUGCUCUUGGUGUCACGGUGCUCAUUCUCUACGUGAUGGACCCGCCGAUCAGCAAGAGUGUGCAGGGAGCCUAUGUCGUCGCGGCGGCAGGAUCUGGAGCUUUGCUGGGUGGUGGCUCACUCGUAUUUAAAGACGUUCUCGAGUGUCUCGGGUGUCUGCUCGGUGGCUUCUGCCUCUCCAUGUGGCUUUUGACCCUCAAGGCUGGAGGCCUUCUCGGCACUGGCGGCUCUGGGAAUGUCAUCUUCAUUUGUCUCUUCUCUGCCGCAGGCUUGGCUGCCUUCUUCAGCCGUAGGACGAGGGCCUACGUCAUGAUCGGGUGCAUCGCCCUCAGCGGGGCUACAGCAGCCGUCAUUGGCAUUGAUUGCUUCAGCCGUGCUGGCUUAAAGGAGUACUGGGCCUGGAUCUGGGACCUGAACGACAAUCUCUUCCCGCUCGGCGCCGAUACCUACCCCCUCACGAGGGGAAUCCGCGUCGAGCAGGCC
Molecule: messenger RNA, 633 nt
Organism: Cryphonectria parasitica EP155
Lineage: Eukaryota; Fungi; Ascomycota; Sordariomycetes; Diaporthales; Cryphonectriaceae
Exons: 1
Source: RefSeq, a predicted model, not a curated record